GCUUCCAAAACCCAAACACUCCCUUAACCCACUUGCCAACCCAACUCUCACUCCCGUCUCCUCCGACCCUCUCUCUUUCUCUCUCUUCUCGAUCUUUCCCCUCCAAUUUCCCUCUCUCUCUCUCUCUCUCUCUCUGCAAUUCCGUGUCUGACCAGCUUCGGGUCUUCGUCUUCUCAACAGGAACCAGAGAGAGAGAAACUGGAUCUACCUCCCUUUCUUCACAAUCUGCUCUUUUCCGUCUCGAUUCUUCUUCGCAAUCGCCUUUGAAUCUCCUUUUCUUUCCGACGCGGUUUUUCAGAUUUGUGUAUUUCUUCAUUUGUAUCUUGCUGUGAGGUGUUUUAGAUUAUUUCUAGGUUUGGUCCCGAGUUUCUGUGUUCUUCAGUAUUCUGUUUCCUUCUAGGGUUUAGUUCUUGAGGAGUUGCCAUGGUGGGUUCCGCGAGUCUGAACGGGUCUUCGCCGGCGAAGAAGUACGGCAUCACGAAGCCUAUCUCCUUUGCGGGUCCCACCGAUGCGGAUCUUCAACGAAACGUUGAAUUGGAGAAGUUCUUGAUUGAUUCGGGGCUUUACGAGAGCAAAGAGGAAACUUCGAAGAGAGAGGAGGUUCUUGGCCGUAUUACGGAGAUUGUAAAAGAUUGGGUGAAGCUGUUGACUCGGCAAAGAGGCUACACCGAUCAAAUGGUCGAGGAUGCAAAUGCUGCCAUUUUCACCUUUGGCUCCUACCGAUUAGGAGUUCAUGGGCCUGGGGCUGACAUAGACACCCUGUGUGUUGGGCCAUCCUACGUGAAUCGAGAGGAAGAUUUUUUUAUCGUUUUGCAUAAUAUCUUGGCUGAAAUAGAAGAAGUUACAGAACUUCAACCGGUUCCUGAUGCCCAUGUCCCAGUAAUGAAGUUCAAGUUCCAAGGAAUAUCAAUUGAUCUUCUUUAUGCGAGCAUAUCACGUUUGGUUGUUCCAGAAGAUCUGGAUAUCUCUCAUGGGUCUGUACUAUUUGACGUGGAUGAACAAACUGUCAGAAGUCUUAAUGGAUGCAGGGUUGCUGAUCAAAUUCUGAAACUUGUCCCCAAUAUUGAGCAUUUCCGGACCACACUCAGAUGUUUAAAGUUUUGGGCUAAAAGGCGUGGUGUUUAUUCAAACGUCACUGGAUUCCUUGGUGGUGUGAAUUGGGCUCUUCUAGUUGCUCGAGUAUGUCAACUUUACCCCAAUGCAAUCCCUAGUAUGCUAGUUUCUAGAUUUUUCAGGGUAUAUACACAGUGGCGAUGGCCAAAUCCUGUGAUGCUCUGUUCAAUUGAGGAGAAUGAACUUGGAUUCCCCAUCUGGGAUCCCCGUAAAAACCCUCGGGAUCGAUUUCAUCUUAUGCCCAUAAUUACUCCUGCAUACCCUUGCAUGAACUCUAGUUAUAAUGUUUCAACAAGUACUUUACGAGUUAUGAUGGAGCAGUUUCAAUGCGGGAACAAGAUCUGUGAGGAUAUUGAGCUGAGCAAAGUCCGGUGGAGUGCUCUGUUUGACCCUUAUAUUUUUUUCGAGGCAUACAAAAACUAUUUGCAGGUGGACAUACUUGCGGCAGAUGCGGACGAUUUGCUAGCAUGGAAGGGAUGGGUGGAAUCUCGACUUAGGCAGCUUACUCUUAAGAUAGAGCGAGACACAAAUGGGAUGUUGCAGUGCCAUCCUUACCCACAUGAGUAUAUAGACACAUCAAGGCCAUGUUCACAUUGUGCUUUCUUCAUGGGCUUGCAGAGGAAAGAGGGAGUGAGAGGUCAAGAAGGACAGCAAUUUGACAUUAGGGGUACAGUUGAUGAGUUUAGGCAAGAGGUAAACAUGUAUAUGUUCUGGAAACCUGGGAUGGAUAUUUAUGUUUCACAUGUUCGUAGAAAGCAGCUCCCCACUUUUGUUUUCCCCGAUGGGUAUAAGCGACCUCGAUUGUCGAGACAUGUAAUCCCACAGGCUAUAAAAACUUGUGAAGAUACUGUGGGGUGCCAGCCUUGCGCUACUGAAAAGAAGAGAAAAAAUGAUUCUGAGGCAGUGGAUGUGAAGUCAAUCAAACCAGAGAAGCGGGCUUCUAUUAGCCCACAACGGGUAGCUUCUCUUUCUCCAGAAAAUAGUACUAGUAGGUCUGGUGGGGUUGGAUUAGAGCGCCUUAGAACUGGUGUUGCACAUUUGAGCUCUGAGGUUGGGCCGUCUGGUGAACUGUUGGAAAGUGAAAAGCAUUUUGUUCAGAAUGAUGUGGAGAUGGUUCAAAAUGCCGUGCAAGAAUCUGUUUCUCUAAAAGAGCAGGGAUCUACAUGUGUGUCUAAUUUGCUUGGACAGGUUAAUGAGGUAAAGCCAGUGGAACUCGUGGAUAGGAUGGAGUCUGAUGUCUCAUCUGAGGUAUCUGUUUCAGAGCUCAAGGAAACACAUCAGGUUGGACUUGAUGGAGAAAGAGUUGGAAAUUUGGUUGACACUGAGUUUGGAAAUUACACCUGCCGGGAGGAUCCUGAAUUGGACAGAAGGUGCUGUUGAUGUCGACUGAGAUAUAGUCAAAGUAUGUAAUCAAACGACAAUGAUAGAGAAUGCUGAAAGUACGUUUAAGUCAAAAUCUAGUGUGAAGAACCUCAAUUGCGAGGUGAGUUUCUCCAUUUGAAGACUUUGGAUUAGGAAUUGUUGCGGAUGGCUGUGAGAAACUGGAAGUGCUGGAGAUAGUGAGUCAGGGAUCUUUGCAGGGUGAUGUUGCGGAUUCAGAUUUGCUUUCGGAUGGCGCCACCACUGUUUGUGUGGUACUUAAGAACCAAUUGUCAGAAGAAAUUAGAGGAACCUAAUCAAGUCUUGAACUCUUUGUUUGGUAUAGCCAAAUGUUGCAUUCGAUUAUGUUGCCAUUUCUCAAGAUGGAGCUAGGUCAGAUUCUAUAUUACAGAUAACAGUGACAAGGCAUGUCUUUGAAACUCAAUAUCUUUCUAUACCAGUCAUUAUAUCUUUAUACUGGCCUGGUUGGUUGUGUGUGGAUCUUCUGUAUCAGGUUAAGUCUGAGGUCCAGAGUGUAAAGAACAUCUGAGGUGAAUCAUAGAACAAGAGUCACUCAUGCGAAGAAGAAAGCCAGCACCUUGGUAAGUGCCUCAUUGAUUGGUGGCUUUCGUGGCUCUCAUUGUGGUUUUCCAGGUGUGGAUGUGCACAAGAUCAGGCGGACCUGGAGUGAAGGUUGGGGCUACCACCGACCUGACGCGCAUCUGGGCGGUCUAACUUAUGGUUUGAGAGAUUUAACAGGUGUUGGAUUUGCGAUGUUGUUGAAGCUGCAAGCACCUAAGAAGCUACAGGCGCAUGCUGGUGCUUUAAAGACUUCAUGGCCUUGUUGUUUGAGCUCUUUUUCUUGUGGCUAUAUAGCUUUACUGGUGUCGGAUGUACCCUAGUCUUUUUAUGAGAUUUAUAUUAACUUGGACAAAUUAGCAGCCAAGCUCAAUGCUUGGGCUGUAGAAUGGAUUCUCUCGUCUAACCCGCGUCUAUUGUAACAGUCUGUAUCUUGUUAGUGAAAAACAAUCGUUCAUUCCAA
Molecule: messenger RNA, 3514 nt
Organism: Morus notabilis
Lineage: Eukaryota; Viridiplantae; Streptophyta; Magnoliopsida; Rosales; Moraceae
Product: nuclear poly(A) polymerase 4
Exons: 11
Coding region: 424-2493 (689 amino acids)
Cellular component (GO): nucleus
Molecular function (GO): poly(A) RNA polymerase activity; RNA binding
Source: RefSeq, a predicted model, not a curated record